CCUCGCCGCGCGCCCUCUUCCCUCCGGCCCGCCUGCAAAUGGCUUCGUUCCCCGAGACCGACUUCCAGAUCUGCCUGCUGUGCAAGGAGAUGUGCGGCUCGCCCGCGCCGCUCUCCUCCAGCUCGUCCGCUUCGUCGUCUUCGUCGCAGACGUCCACGUCGUCCGCGGGAGGCGGCGGCCCCGGGGCGGCGGCGCGGCGCCUGCACGUCCUGCCCUGCCUGCACGCCUUCUGCCGGCCGUGCCUCGAGGCGCACCGGCUGCCCGCUGCCGGCGGCGCCGGCCCCACCGAGGCGCUCAAGCUGCGCUGCCCCGUGUGCGACCAGAAAGUGGUCCUGGCCGAGGCGGCGGGCAUGGACGCGCUGCCGUCGUCCGCUUUCCUGCUCAGCAACCUGCUGGACGCCGUGGUGGCUACCGCCGACGAGCCGCCGCCCAAGAACGGGCGCGCGGGCGGCGGCCCCGGGGGCGCGGGCGGCCACAGCAACCACCGGCAUCACGCGCACCACCCGCCCCAGCGCGCCGCCGCUCCGGCCCCGCAGCCGCCGCCCGGCCCGGCCGCCUCCCCCGCCGCGCUCCUGCUGCGCCGGCAGCACGGCUGCAGCUCGUGCGACGAGGGCAACGCCGCCUCGUCGCGCUGCCUCGACUGCCAGGAACACCUGUGCGACAACUGUGUCCGCGCGCACCAGCGCGUGCGCCUCACGAAGGACCAUUACAUCGAGCGCGGCCCGCCGGGGCCCGCGGCCGCCUCCGCGGCGCAGCAGCUGGGGCUCGGGCCGCCCUUCGCCGGCGCGCCGUUCUCCAUCCUUUCGGUGUUCCCAGAGCGGCUCGGCUUCUGCCAGCACCACGACGAAGAGGUACUGCACCUGUACUGUGACACCUGCUCUGUUCCCAUCUGCAGAGAGUGCACGCUGGGCCGCCAUGGGGGCCACAGCUUCGCCUACCUCCAGGAUGCCCUGCAGGACUCGCGGGCCCUCACCAUCCAGCUGCUGGCUGAUGUGCAGCAGGGCCGCCAAGCUAUCCAGCUGAGCAUCGAGCAGGCCCAGACUGUGGCAGAGCAGGUGGAGAUGAAGUCCAAGGUGGUCCAGUCGGAGGUCAAGGCUGUGACGGCCCGCCAUAAGAAGGCUUUGGAGGAGCGCGAGUGUGAGCUGCUGUGGAAGGUGGAGAAGAUAAGGCAGGUGAAGGCUAAGUCUCUGUACCUGCAGGUGGAGAAGCUUCGCCAAAACCUCAACAAGCUGGAUAGCACUGUCAGUGCGGUGCAGCAGGUCCUGGAAGAGGGCCGAGCCUUGGACAUCCUGCUGGCCCGAGACCGGAUGCUGGCCCAGGUGCAGGAGCUCAAGACUAUCCGGAGCCUCCUACAGCCCCAAGAAGAUGACCGAGUGAUGUUCACACCCCCCGACCAAGCCUUGUACCUUGCCCUCAAGUCUUUUGGCUUCGUCAGCAGUGGGGCCUUCGCCCCGCUCACAAAGGCCACGGGAGAUGGCAUUAAGCGGGCCCUUCAGGGCAAAGUAGCCUCCUUCACCGUGAUGGGUUAUGACCAUGACGGUGAGCCUCGCCUCUCGGGAGGUGACCUGAUGUCAGCUGUGGUCCUGGGCCCCGAUGGCAACCUGUUUGGUGCAGAAGUAAGUGACCAACAGAACGGGACUUACGUGGUGAGCUACAGGCCCCAGCUCGAGGGCGAGCACCUGGUGUCCGUGAUGCUGUGCAACCAGCAUAUAGAGAACAGCCCCUUCAAGGUCGUGGUCAAGUCAGGCCGCAGCUACGUGGGCAUCGGGCUCCCGGGGCUGAGCUUCGGCAGCGAGGGCGACAGCGAGGGCAAGCUCUGCAGGCCCUGGGGCGUGAGUGUGGAUAAGGAGGGCUACAUCAUUGUGGCUGACCGCAGCAAUAACCGAAUCCAGGUGUUCAAGCCCUGUGGCUCCUUCCAUCACAAGUUUGGUACCUUAGGUUCCCGGCCUGGGCAGUUUGACCGGCCAGCGGGGGUGGCCUGCGAUGCCUCUCGAAGGAUCGUAGUGGCCGACAAAGACAAUCAUCGCAUUCAGAUCUUCACCUUUGAGGGCCAGUUCCUCCUCAAGUUCGGUGAAAAAGGAACCAAGAACGGGCAGUUUAACUACCCGUGGGAUGUAGCGGUGAAUUCUGAGGGCAAGAUCCUGGUCUCAGACACCCGGAACCACCGCAUACAGCUGUUUGGGCCCGAUGGGGUCUUCCUGAAUAAGUACGGCUUCGAGGGAUCUCUCUGGAAACACUUUGACUCUCCACGGGGUGUGGCUUUCAACCAUGAGGGUCACCUGGUAGUCACCGAUUUCAACAACCACCGACUCCUGGUCAUUCACCCGGAUUGCCAAUCAGCACGCUUCUUGGGCUCAGAGGGCAGCAACAAUGGGCAGUUCCUCCGACCACAGGGCGUAGCCGUGGACCAGGAAGGGCGCAUCAUUGUGGCUGAUUCCAGAAAUCACCGGGUGCAGAUGUUUGAGGCCAACGGCAGCUUCCUGUGCAAGUUUGGUGCUCAAGGCAGUGGCUUUGGGCAGAUGGACCGACCCUCGGGUAUCGCUGUCACCCCAGACGGAUUGAUCGUCGUGGUGGACUUCGGCAACAAUCGAAUCCUCAUCUUCUAAUCGCAUCUUCUGGGUUUCUGUGUUUAGGGUGUGCAUGUGUGCGUCUGUCGUUUUUUGAAUUUCAAAGAAGAAAUCAUCUCAGGGAUAUUUCUUUUGCUUUCUC
Molecule: messenger RNA, 2709 nt
Organism: Phodopus roborovskii (desert hamster)
Lineage: Eukaryota; Metazoa; Chordata; Mammalia; Rodentia; Cricetidae
Gene: Trim71
Product: tripartite motif containing 71
Exons: 4
Coding region: 39-2606 (855 amino acids)
Biological process (GO): proteasome-mediated ubiquitin-dependent protein catabolic process; protein polyubiquitination
Molecular function (GO): zinc ion binding; protein binding; ubiquitin protein ligase activity
Source: RefSeq, a predicted model, not a curated record